Molecule: messenger RNA, 561 nt
Organism: Lodderomyces parapsilosis
Lineage: Eukaryota; Fungi; Ascomycota; Pichiomycetes; Serinales; Debaryomycetaceae
Gene: PGA34
Product: Pga34p
Exons: 1
Coding region: 1-561 (186 amino acids)
Source: RefSeq, a predicted model, not a curated record
AUGAAAUUGAAAACCAGCAUCCCUUUACUUUUAGGAUCAGCUGGUCUAAUCUCAGCAGAAAUUGAUACCACAGUUACCGAAACAGUCACCGUCACCAAAACUUUGUAUACUCCAGAGGAAUCGUUGAGUAUGGCUGAAGAAGCUGCGAAGGCAGCAUCCAUUGCAUCAGUGUUGUCAGUUGAGUCAUCAGCAUCAGUUGCUGCUGUUCAGCUGGCUGCAGAUGCAUAUUACAACUCCAUAGCUUUAGCUUCCAUAGGUCUACUUGCACAAGAAACGGCUUCAUUAGAGAACAAGGGCUACAAUGCUACCAACGAUGUUACCACCCACUAUGUCACUGUUACUUUCAAGCCAAAAUCCAAAGUAACAACUUCCGCCUCAAAGGAAGAUGAAGAGCCAACUCUCGAUGUCGAUACGGCUGAAGCUCAAUCUGACGCAAGCUCGUCUGAUGCUGUCACCAUUCCUGCAGAGGAGACCUCUAAAGGAGCUGGUUUUACAAUACUCAACAAACAAUACACUGGAGGUGUUGCUGGUUUGUGUGCCUUGCUCGCUGCACUCUUGUAA